UGGCAGUAGAGCUCCCGGGGCGUGACAGCGCAGUCUCCGCCCCCUUCCUCCCUUCCGCCUUCCCUCCCCGGGGCGGACGCUGGAGCCGCUGCUGGGCGUCGGGGGGUGGUCUAGCCCCUGGUACUUCCUCCUGCCGCGCCGUCAGCUGCCCCUGCAGAAUUAUUAAGAAAAUCCUGAUGAGUCUGCUCCAUUUUGCAACUAGACAUCUGAUUCUCCAAGUGCUUCGUGAAUUGGGAUUGAAGGCUCGUCCUGCCCAUAAAACCUUUAAGACUUGUGUAGCAAUGUCUCAUGCAAGUUCAAACAUAGCAGAUUUUCGGAAGUUCUUUGCCAAGGCAAAGCAUAUAGCCAUCAUUACAGGGGCUGGGGUCAGUGCUGAAAGUGGUGUGCCAACAUUCAGAGGACCUGGUGGUUUCUGGAGAAAAUGGAAAGCUGAGGACCUAGCCACCCCUAAGGCCUUUUUGAAGAAUCCCUCUCUGGUGUGGGAGUUCUACCAUUACCGGCGAGAAUUGAUGCUAAAGAAGCAUCCCAACCCAGCCCACAUAGCAAUUGCAGAAUGUGAGGCCCGGCUGAGUGUCCAAGGAAGGCGUGUGGUAGUCAUUACUCAGAACAUUGAUGAGCUCCAUCGCAGAGCAGGCACGAAGAACCUCCUGGAACUUCAUGGCAGCUUAUUUAAAACUCGAUGCACCAGUUGUGGCAAUGUGGUAGAGAAUUACAAGAGUCCAAUCUGUCCAGCUUUAGAAGGAAAAGGUGCCCCAGAUCUUGAUGUUCCAGAUGCCCAAAUCCCAGUUGACAAGCUUCCUAGAUGUGAAGAAAAAGAUUGCAGUGGCCUCCUUCGACCCCAUGUGGUAUGGUUUGGAGAAAAUCUGGACCCUGACGUUCUUGACCAGGUCAACAAAGAACUUGCUGUGUGUGACUUAUGUUUAGUGGUGGGAACGUCCUCUGUGGUUUAUCCCGCAGCUAUGUUUGCUCCGCAUGUAUCAAUUAGGGGAGUACCAGUGGCCGAAUUUAACAUGGAAACCACCCCUGUUACACAGAACUUCAGGUUUCAUUUCUCAGGACCCUGUGGCACCACUCUCCCUGAAGCACUUGCCUGCCAUGAAUCUGAAAAAGUUGGUUGAUUAUUUGUGAGCAUGAGAAAAAAAAAUUAUUUCAUGAGUACUUGGUUACAAAUAGUUAAGCCAAUGGGGGGGUGGGAAGAAGCAGGGGAAACCUUGUAGGUAGACACAGAAUGGUCUCCUGCCCUCAGAACUGGGAAUGUAACCAAUCAGUAGACAUUCAAGUGGUCAGUCAUAAUGAUGAUAUCAAACACCCAUUUUGUGUGGACUGAAACCUGACUUCCAAAUGAUUAUUCCAUAUUUUAUAGUUGUGGUAAAAACUAUUUUCAGCUAUAUAACAUGUAAUUUAUCUGUAAUUCUAAUAGUAUUUUUUUUAUGUUCCUAAUGGGAGUGUGUAGAUUUGCUUUUUUGGGCAGGGGCUAAAGUAUUACUUUUCCUCAGUUCUGAUGUUUACAUAAAUACUUUGGCAGAAAAUAAAUUCACUGUAAUUUGUGGUAUAAAGAAGUUCAUCCAGGAUA
Molecule: messenger RNA, 1573 nt
Organism: Phascolarctos cinereus (koala)
Lineage: Eukaryota; Metazoa; Chordata; Mammalia; Diprotodontia; Phascolarctidae
Gene: SIRT5
Product: sirtuin 5
Cellular component (GO): nucleus
Molecular function (GO): protein-malonyllysine demalonylase activity; NAD+ binding; protein-succinyllysine desuccinylase activity
Source: RefSeq, a predicted model, not a curated record